Messenger RNA from Rhodotorula graminis WP1, 1607 nucleotides. RefSeq lists its product as uncharacterized. The transcript has 2 exons. The record is from RefSeq and is a predicted model, not a curated record. The coding region runs from base 1 to 1482 and encodes 493 amino acids. NCBI's taxonomy places the organism in Eukaryota, Fungi, Basidiomycota, Microbotryomycetes, Sporidiobolales, Sporidiobolaceae.
AUGAGUGCUCCGAUCACGAUACCCGGCCCGCCCGCGGUCGGCGGCGCAGCGCACGACGAGCCUCAGCCAGGAGGAGAAGGCGAGCCCGACUCGUUGUCGUCGUCGCCAGGCGACGUCGUCGUGCACUCGACCAGCCCGCCGUGCGUGCCUCGCCUGCCGCCCUCGCCUGGGUCCGCCCCGCCGCCGAGCCAGAGCAUCCUCCUCAACCCGCUCCCGGCAAAGACGAGGAGCCGCUCGCCGCCUCGCCUCCACAACCCCUUUCGCCGCGCCUCGCUCGACCAGCAACUCGCACCAGCGCCGCCUGCGCCUCAGCAACCUCAGCCUGCACCCGCCGCGAGCACGAGCACCCUCCCCGACCAAGCCCCGCAGCGCCGGCGCGCCCCCUCGGUCACGGUCGAGGUGUACCAGUCCCCACCGCCGGCCCACUUCUUCAACCAGGACGCGAGCGACUCGAGCGUACCCGCCACCCCGACGUUCAGCACCUCGCCCCCUCGAGCGCAGCGCGUCCCGCACGGCAUGCGCUCGCGGUCCGUCUCGCCCGCCGCGCCCCACUCGCACUCGGCCGCCGCCGCCGCCGCCGCAGCGCACAGCUCGCCGUCCGGCAACCAGUCGCUCCAGCUCCCGUCGUCGCCCGGCGGGUCUUCGACCCUCACGCUCGACUCGACGGCGUCGUCCAACGGCUCGUCGGCCGGCACGAGCGUCAAAUUUGCGCCCCUGCCGCCGGGCAGGAGGGCGCACCGGAGCAACUCGCUCAGCAUCGGCGUCGCGAGCCGGGCCCAGAUGAUCCAGAGCCAAGGUGGGACGCCCAACGUCAGGAGCGCCAAGUACGCCGGUCCGCUCGCCUGGCACGAGGGCGGUCCGCUCCCCGAGGACGUCUAUUCGUGGAAGGACGUCCAGCGCGGCAUGUCCAAGCUCUUCAAGCGCGUCAAGGGCUCGUCGACGACCUCGGCGGCGUCGGCGACGAGCACGUCGGGCGCGUCGAACGCGUCGACGGCGGGCGAGUCGGACGCAGGCGCCGACGACGAGUCGGCGCAGGGCCGAGCGCUCGCCGACGAGGGCGCCGCGUUCCGGGGCCGCAGCCUGUCGAUGUCGUCGGCAACGUCGUCGUCCGGCAGCGUCGACGAGGCGCGGCGCAUGGAGCGCGAGGCCAAGGGCAAGAGCCGCGAGAUUGAGCACAUCGAGGAGGCGAUCGAGGAGGAGCUGCCGGAGGACUCGAGGGAGGACGUGCCGGCGACGGUCGACGACGACGAGCUCGACGACGACGAGGGUCGACCGCGGUUCGGCGACGACGAGGACGACGAGACGAGCGCGAGCGAGUUGACGGCGCCGAGGACGCCGCCCGACGGACUCGUCGGCGUCGCGGCGGCGGCGGCGCGAGGCGAAGCAGGGGACGGCGACCUCGACGUCGAGCGCAGGCGGGUGCGCAAGGGCAAGGGCGUCGACGACGCAGAGCACCGCGGCGUGCAGGUUGCGUCGACCUGACGGUGGCCCUUGCGCGCGGCCGCCCCCCACUCUCGCGCGAGGGGUUUGUGCUCGCCCUCGCGGUCUCGUUCUGUAUGUCCCACUUUGCGAGUUCGACUGCAGUAUAGACGUGCACCUUCCUGCGG